AUUACAUUGGAAAAUAUUUAAGGAAAAUCAAAUUUAGUUUUAGUGGAAAAAUAUUUGUAUGUUGGAAUUUGAUCCUUUUCUUGCUUAGUUGAUAAGCCAAGGGAGGACCCAAAAUUAUAAAGAAUUGUGAAUAUUUCAAAAGAAAACAGAAAAGGAAAAUUCGGAUGCUGAGUUUUAAUCACUUUGUAAAAUGUAAAGAUGACAGCUUUGGACCCUUUUUUUAAAAGAUGCCAGAUGCUAGGUGAAAAGAGGAAUAUGCCAUGAAAAGCAUGUUAUCUCUAUGCCACAUGGCCAACAGACCAACGACCUCUCCUUACAUGGCUGCUUCGCAGCUAUAUUACUCUUACAAUCAGAUGCUAAGCUACCACUUUAUAUGGAAGAAGAAUCAAAGAGGGAAAAAAAAAAACAAUGAGAAAUUGAGGAAGAAAUGGAUUCAGCUAUGGAAAAUGAAGCACUGGCAACAGAGGCUCCUUUUGCACCUGUGACUUAUGAAAGGAGAGUAAGAAAUGACUUGGAAGACAAACUUCCAAAACCUUAUAUGCCUAGAGCUUUGGUGGCUCUGGAUACAGAACACCCGACUGGAACACUAGGCCACAGACAUAACCAAUUGAGUGUCCUUCAACAGCAUGCAGCAUUUUUCGACCAAGACGACAAUGGAAUCAUUUAUCCUUGGGAGACUUACACUGGUUUCCGAGCCAUUGGCUUUAAUCCAAUUGCUUCUGUUGUUAUGGCGGUUCUUAUCAAUGGAGCAUUGAGCUAUGCUACACUUCCAGGGUGGAUCCCUUCACCUUUCUUCCCCAUAUACAUUCACAACAUACACAGAGCCAAGCAUGGUAGUGACUCAGGUGUUUAUGACACCGAAGGAAGGUAUACUCCAAUGAACAUUGAAAACAUGUUUAGCAAGUAUGCUCGUACAGUACCCAACAAGUUGACACUUGGAGAGCUUUGGAACAUGACCGAGGGGAACCGAGAGGCAUUCGACUUCUUUGGCUGGAUUGCCAGUAAGUUAGAGUGGGGAGUUUUAUAUGUCCUGGCAAGGGAUGAGGAAGGCAUGUUGUCUAAGGAAGCUGUGAGACGUUGCUUCGACGGUAGCUUGUUCGAGUACUGUGCUAAAAUGAACAUGGGUGGCCAUGGGAAGAUGGGUUAAGUUAAUGCUAUGCUAGUUCCACCAGAACCAGAAAUUUCUACUUCUGUUUCAUUUGCAUCUGGUCUUUAUCUUGUAUAUGCUUAGUAACACCCCAAUUCCAUAUCCCAUAUCCAGAUAUUCCGACUAUUUCUAAUGGUAUAUAUAAGAUCUGCUACUAUAUAUAUUUAAAUCCAUAUUUCAUAUCAAGAUGCGGGUCUCUACAGGCUGCCUAUGCAGACUCUUGUUAGCCUAUUUCCAGUACAAUUACUUGCUUUAAAAAGAUGCAGACAUGGUUCUUGAGAUAUGGAUAUGGCAUGUGAUUCGACUAAUUGUCUAGUGAAUGUGGUUUUCUUUCCUUUCAAACCAUGUGAACAUAAUGAGAAACUGAGUCUGCUAUUCAAGUUUUCAUUCCAAACUUAACAAAAUUCUC
This is a messenger RNA of Durio zibethinus, 1556 nucleotides long. RefSeq names its product peroxygenase-like. The record is from RefSeq and is a predicted model, not a curated record. Lineage: Eukaryota; Viridiplantae; Streptophyta; Magnoliopsida; Malvales; Malvaceae. Gene Ontology annotation, molecular function: calcium ion binding; monooxygenase activity.